AUGACGCUCCGUCCAUUGAUACAAAGGGCCCGGUCGGUCUUUCAUCGAAUGAAAGUUGACAAUGAUGAGGCAAGUUCUUCGGUCGACGUGGACAGAAACACAGUAGAGCCAGAGAAGUCAGAUGGGCAAAUAAUCCAUCCUGAAGAGGCACUUCCAAACAAUGGUGCCGAGCUGCCCGGUGUGCCCUAUGAAGAACUUCAGCAUGGUAUCCAGGAGGUUGAGGCUGUGGCUCAGACCUGGUCCAGAGCGUCCUUGAUCUUUGUUUUCAUCAAUAUGUGGUUCCUUUACUUUACCUAUGCCUGGAUAUCAUCGGUUGAUGGUAGCUUGAGCACUUAUGUCGCUAGCUCUUUCCAGCAACACUCCUUAUCUGGUCUUCCUACCGCUAUUGCAGAUGCUUUCUCCGCUGCUGUCUUCCUUCCAGUGGCCAAAAUGAUGGACACUUGGGGUCGAGCUGAAGGCUUCCUGGUAAUGUCGAUUUGCGCCACCGUAGGCCUCAUUCUUAUGGCCUCUUGCAAUAGUUUCCCACUCUACUGCGCCGCAAAUGUAAGGGAACACCCACAGACUAUCAAGCAGAUUCUAAUGGUGUUUUACUAUAUUGGCUUCGGAGGCAUGCAAUUCGCUGUGGAUGUCAUCACCGCCGAUCUCUCGCAGUUGAAAAACCGAGCUCUUGCAUAUGCCUUCACGUCUUCUCCAUAUAUUAUUACGGCCUUUGCUGGACCAAAGGUGGCGGGUCUAUUCUACGCCAAUACUGGCUGGAGAUGGGCCUAUGGUACUUUUGCGAUCAUAUUCCCUAUCGUGGCUGCUCCAUUGUUCUUCGUCCUAAAGUUCAACCUGACAAAAGCCAAAAAGGGGAAUGCUGUAGUUAUCAGAGAGAACAGCGGGCGAUCUUUCCUUCAAAGCGUCUGGUUUUGGACUCUCGAGUUUGAUUUAAUUGGAGUUUUCAUCUUUACUACAGGACUUGUCCUAUUUGAGCUUCCGUUUGACAUUGCUAGCGAGGCUCCCAAUGGCUGGGGCACAGAUUAUAUCAUUGCCAUGAUUGUGGUUGGAUUCUCGAUGCUCUUCUUCUUUGGCUUCUACGAGAGAUAUAUCGCUCCUACCCCUUUGCUCCCUUACUCCUUCCUCACCAACCGAACCGUCGUCGGCGCAUGUCUCUUGGAUGCCACGUACCAGCUUUCAAACUAUUGCUGGAACAACUACUUUUCGAACUUCCUUCAGGUGGUUAAUGACCUCACCAUUGCCGAAGCUGGGUAUAUCGUCAACACAUUUGACGUGGUUUCUGGUGUACUUUUAUUCUUUGUUGGAUGGGCAAUCCGAAAGACCGGUCGCUUUAAGUGGCUCCUUUACAUUUCCGUUCCUCUAUACAUCUUUGCCCAGGGUUUGAUGAUCUACUUCCGUCGUCCCGGUCAGAAUAUCGGGUACCAGGUUAUGUGUCAAAUCUUCAUUUCCAUUGCUGGAUCAAUCUUCAUCAUUGUGCAGCAGCUCGCUAUUCUCGCUGCCGUUGAUCACCAGCAUGUCGCUACAGCCCUUGCCUUGCUCAAUGUGGUCGGUACCAUCGGAGAUUCCGCAGGUCUUACAAUCUCUAUGGCAAUCUGGAACAACACAUACAAGAAGGCCCUCACGCGGUACCUGCCUGACUUGACAAACCUGGAGAUGAUUUAUGAAGAUCUCGAGACACAGUUGAAGUACGCUCCCGGUACGCCGAUGAGAGAGGGCAUCCAGAAAGCAUAUGGCUACACACAAGUUAGGAUGCUUUCUGCUGGCUUGGGUGUGAUGGUUCUGGCAUUUGCGUGGACUAUCAUGAUCAAGAACAUCAACCUGAAGAAGGUUGCCCAGGUCAAGGGUAUGGUGUUUUAA
This is a messenger RNA of Penicillium concentricum, 1854 nucleotides long. RefSeq lists its product as uncharacterized. The record is from RefSeq and is a predicted model, not a curated record. The transcript is spliced from 4 exons. Gene Ontology annotation, molecular function: transmembrane transporter activity. NCBI's taxonomy places the organism in Eukaryota, Fungi, Ascomycota, Eurotiomycetes, Eurotiales, Aspergillaceae. Bases 1 to 1854 code for a protein of 617 amino acids. Gene Ontology annotation, biological process: transmembrane transport.